Messenger RNA from Ostrinia furnacalis (Asian corn borer), 1960 nucleotides. RefSeq names its product gastrula zinc finger protein XlCGF26.1. NCBI's taxonomy places the organism in Eukaryota, Metazoa, Arthropoda, Insecta, Lepidoptera, Crambidae. Gene Ontology annotation, biological process: regulation of DNA-templated transcription. Bases 109 to 1686 code for a protein of 525 amino acids. The transcript has a single exon. Gene Ontology annotation, molecular function: DNA-binding transcription factor activity, RNA polymerase II-specific; zinc ion binding; RNA polymerase II cis-regulatory region sequence-specific DNA binding. Gene Ontology annotation, cellular component: nucleus. The record is from RefSeq and is a predicted model, not a curated record.
GUCAAAAUUUGUUUAUCAUUGAUUGCAUCUUUCACUUUUUUACAAAUUACAAACCAAUUUAUUAAUAUAAUUCGCUCAAAUGCUUGGAAAGUGAGUAUGUAAAUAGCAAUGUCUGAACAAGAAGAUGGGUACUGCCGUCUGUGCGCCGAGCCUACGCCGGUAGCACAGCUGUUAUCGCCCGAUGAAGAUGUCGGUCUCAACUCCAAAAUAUCAGCGAAAAUGCAAUGGAUUAACGUCGAUAUUUCUUCAAAUGCACUACCGACGACAAUCUGCUUCUCAUGCUUCGACUUAUUAGAGCGUACGUGGUCGUUUUUACACAACGUAAGGACUGCUCAAGAGAAAUUAAACAAUAUAUUCUUGAAGAAAACUGAGUCGGACGAUUCCAACGAUGUGAAGCCUGGGAGCCCUGUAGAGGCCGGAAAACCGGUUAAUACUGAUUGGGAAGAGUUUAAAGACACGAAACAGGAGGUGAAAGACGAACUUCCUAUAGACGACUUGCAAAUUAUCACUGUAGAUCCUAACUCUUUGCUAGACGUAGACUUUUCGUUGAUAAAAACUGAAAACGAAAGUGAUAUGGGAGCAAAUGAUGAACCUAUCGACUCCUCAGACAGCGACCUGCCUCUGAGGUUAGCCGUUAAAAAGAAAAAGUCAAAAAAGAAGAGGCGUUCGGUUGUAGAAAUAGAAAUGAAUGGCUUAGAUGUACGACCGUUAACAUGGGAUGAUUACAUGUGCAGGUGUGCUCACUGCGAUGCCCAGUGCAAGAAUAUCGCAUCACUACGUCUGCACUCGCUACAAAUACAUUCUUGCUGCUGUUCGUUCAAAUGCUCGGACUGUAACAAAGUCAUCGCCAACUUUAGGACAUUCAUAAACCACGUAAGAAUUCACAACAAACUGCUCAGAUAUUGCUGCGAGUUUUGCAAUAAACGGUUCACCAGAUCGUCUCAUAUGAAGAAACAUUGCAAUAUGGUCCACCGAGAUGCCUUUUUACUUAUGUGUGGAAACUGCGGUACGGGCUUUGAAACACACGAGCUUUUAAAAGACCACAUCCUAUUGUAUUCUAAGGGAAUCAAGAAACGCAAAGUGAAAACGGAGAAUAUUGAGUCUGAUUUAAAAUGCUCUAGUUGCAAUAAAGAGUUUAAAUCGAGAAGCAAUUUGCAGCAGCACAUGUUAGUGCAUUCGAAUCGUAGCAGAGACUUCUCGUGUCACAUUUGCGGCAAAAUGUUCUUCACAAAAGGUACACUAAGCACUCAUAUGGCAACACACGAUGACACCAAGCCUUUCAAAUGUGAAUUCUGCCCAAUGGCAUUUCGGGCACGAGGCAAUCUCCAAUCCCACGUCAGUCUGCACUCUGGAGCGAAACCAUUUGUCUGUGAGCAGUGUGGAAAAAGCUUCAGAGUGAAACGCCAUUUGAAAUCGCACUCGAUAGUCCAUACAGACUUGAUGCCAUACGUCUGCGAAUACUGUCAUAAGACAUUCCGUUUCAAAACCCGACUCAACUUACAUUUGAGACAGCACACUGGGGCUAAACCGUACCACUGUAUAUACUGUCGGAGAGAAUUCACCAACGGUUCGAACUUCAAAAAACAUAUGAAACGUAGACACAAUAUUGAUACGACUAAAAAGAAAUUUAACACUGUAAUAGAGCAACCCUUAGAAGGUGCAAUUGACAUCAGCACACAAUCAUGAAAUAUUGAUUUUAAUACAAAAUAGAUUAAUGUAAAAUUAUUUAUACAGGGUGUCCCAAAUUUUGCAUGUCACUCACACCAGAGGUAGAUGAACCGAAGACGCAUUGAACAUUAUGGCGAUUAUCACACUGCGCCGCGGUCCGCGUGAUUUCAUAUAAAAAAUCCCGUUGGCUCGGCGCACAGACUCGUUGUCAGUGUGUUGUGCCGCGCGUGUUUUCUAUACAAACUGAGGUACUUGCAUACAAUGAUUAAAUCUGUCGUCCCGCGUACCGCGG